Molecule: messenger RNA, 1710 nt
Organism: Phaeoacremonium minimum UCRPA7
Lineage: Eukaryota; Fungi; Ascomycota; Sordariomycetes; Togniniales; Togniniaceae
Product: putative choline-sulfatase protein
Exons: 3
Coding region: 1-1710 (569 amino acids)
Molecular function (GO): sulfuric ester hydrolase activity
Source: RefSeq, a predicted model, not a curated record
AUGGCACCAGAUCUGAACUCUCUGCCGCCAUCCCCCCAUUUGGGAUCGGCUCCAGAGCAGAACGGUGUUGGUGUUGGCGGCGGCCCAGCUGCUGCCGCUGGUGCUGCCAAACCCAAAAUGCCAAAUAUUCUUUACAUCAUGGCGGAUCAGCUGGCAGCCCCGUUGCUGAAGAUGUAUAACGCUGAUUCGCAAAUCAAGACGCCCAAUCUUGAUGCCCUCGCGGCAAAGUCGGUCCAGUUCGACUCGGCCUACUGCCCCUCCCCCCUAUGUGCCCCAUCCCGCAUGAGCAUGAUCACCGGCUUGCUCCCAAUGAAGAUUGGCGCCUAUGACAAUGCCGCCCAGAUCUCCAGUGACAUACCCACGUAUGCCCACUACCUGCGCCUCCGUGGCUACCACACCGUAUUGGCCGGCAAGAUGCACUUCGUCGGCGACCAGCUGCAUGGCUAUGAGACCCGACUGACCAGUGACAUCUACCCUGGCGACUUUGGCUGGGUCGUCAACUGGGAAGAGCCUGACACUAGACUCGAAUGGUACCACAACGCCAGCUCGAUCUUGCAGGCCGGCACCUGCGUCCGCAGCAACCAGCUAGACUACGACGAGGAAGUAAUGUACAAGUCCACCCAAUACCUGUACGACCAUGUGCGCCGAGCCGACGACCGGCCAUUCUGCUUGACGGUCUCACUUACACACCCCCACGACCCCUACACUAUUGAGGAGAAGUACUGGGAUUUGUACGAGGGAGUGGACAUUGAGCUACCAAAGGUUAAGAUCCCGAAGGAAGAGCAGGACCCUCACAGCAAGAGACUACUGCAAGUCUGUGAUCUCUGGGACCAGGAUUUCACCGAUGACCAGAUCAAGAGAGCGCGCAGAGCCUACUAUGGUGCCGUCAGCUAUGUCGACGACUGCAUCGGCAAGCUGCUCCAGACCCUAAAGAAUUGCCGGCUGGACGAGGACACCAUUGUCGUCUUCAGCGGAGAUCACGGAGACAUGCUGGGCGAGCGAGGGCUCUGGUACAAGAUGUCAUACUUUGAGUCCUCAGUCCGCGUUCCCAUGCUUAUCUCCUACCCCAAAUGGUUCGAGCCGCACCGCGUCACCGAGAAUGUGUCGACCUUGGAUAUCCUGCCGACAAUGUGCGAUCUUGUCGGUACCAAGCCCAUCAAGGGUCUGCCUAUGGAUGGCCUAUCUCUCCUACCUCACUUGAAGGGAGAGGGGGGCCACGACACCGUGUUUGCAGAAUACACCGGGGAGGGAACUGUCAGCCCCCUCAUGAUGAUCCGACGAGGGCCUUGGAAGUACGUUAUCUGCCCUGCCGAUGGGUCCCAGCUGUAUAACCUGGACACGGAUCCGUCCGAGCUCAACGACUUGGCCAAGGGGCUCAACAAGAAGACGACUCUUUCUGCCGAGGACGAGAAGGUCCGCGCUGUGUUCGAUGCUUUUGAGGCCGAGGCUAGAGCCCGUUGGGACUUCGAGCAGAUCACGGAAGAUGUACUCGUCUCCCAACGUAAGCGCCGCCUCGUAUGGUCUGCUUUGAAGAGGGGCCAAUUCACAAGCUGGGACUUCGACCCUAUUGAUGACGGUCGAGAGAAAUACAUCCGCUCUCACAUGGACCUCGACGACCUCGAGCGGAUGGCCCGGUAUCCCCCUGUUGAUAAAUACGGGAGAGAGACCAGAGUGCUCCUCUCUGACCAGGCCGGAUCGCACGGUCAGUAA